This is a messenger RNA of Leptidea sinapis, 1200 nucleotides long. RefSeq names its product UDP-glycosyltransferase UGT5-like. Lineage: Eukaryota; Metazoa; Arthropoda; Insecta; Lepidoptera; Pieridae. The record is from RefSeq and is a predicted model, not a curated record. The transcript has 5 exons. Bases 1 to 1002 code for a protein of 333 amino acids. Gene Ontology annotation, molecular function: UDP-glycosyltransferase activity.
AUGACCCAGAAGGUGGCACAAAUCCAACAUUUUACCAAAGAUUUGAGAGAACAAUAUUCAACGUCUAUUUCAACUUACUUUACAAGUACCUACUUCUGUCAAGGCUAUGAUCAAAAUACUCUAGCGAAAUACUUCGAUGAUAUUCCGCCGCUGGAAGAUUUAGCUCGAGAAAUAAAAUUCUUAUUACAAUAUACUAGCUUUACAUUAACUGGGCCAACGUUGCUGCCUGCCAACGUUAUAGAAGUAAACGGAUAUCAUGUGGAGAAACCAAAAUCAUUACCUAAAGAUAUACUGACGUUCAUAGAAGAAUCUGAACAUGGGGUGAUCUAUAUCAGUUUUGGAUCCAUACUGAAAGCAGCGACGACUCCUCAAGAUAAAGUUGAAGAAAUCCUCGCUGCUCUGUCUAAAUUACCUCAAAGAGUCUUAUGGAAGUGGGAUGAAAAAGGUUUACCUGGAAAUCCAAAAAAUAUUUAUUUGUCAAGCUGGUUCCCGCAGAACGAUAUAUUAGCGCACCCUAAAGUACUGGCGUUUUAUUCACAUUGUGGACUACUGGGAACUACGGAAGCCAUUCAUCAUGGGGUUCCUGUUGUUGGCAUGCCCAUUUUUGGAGACCAACCGUCUAACGCAAAAUUUAUUGAAGAAAGUGGACUGGGAGUACAAAUACAAGUGGCUGACUUGAACAGAGAAAAUCUCUUGAAAAAGUUCAAGACCAUUCUUGAUCCAGAAUUUAGGAGCAAGGUAAAAUCUCUUUCGAAGGCAUGGCGUGAUCGACCGGUGUCAGCGAUGGAUAGCGCUGUGUUCUGGACAGAAUUUGCUGCACGAUACAGGAACUUUACAUUUACGAGCCCUGCAGCUACAGUACCUGCCUACCAAUAUUACGCAUUAGAUAUACUGUCUUUAUUCUUUGUUAUUAUACUAACAUUUAUUCUUGUUACCAUAAAAAUUUUGAAAUCACUUAUGUCUCCUAAGAAAAUCCUUAAAAAUAAAACCAAGAAGCAAUAGUAUGUUUUUUUUAUCAUAAUAUCUAUUUAUGGAAUAAAAAUUUCGUUGUUUGAUGUUCAAAAAAUCGUACGAGUUAAAAUGUCUAACUACUUAAAUUAAUGAUUUUGUCUACGACCCUGAAAAAUUAUUUAAGAGAUUACGGAAAUAAAUGAUAAUUGAAUCCAAUGCAGAGCGUUGUGAUGCAAUUUGUGUUAUUAA